Anoplopoma fimbria (sablefish) is the source of this 1169-nucleotide messenger RNA. It is a transcript of the gene ccdc59, whose product is annotated as coiled-coil domain containing 59. The record is from RefSeq and is a predicted model, not a curated record. Lineage: Eukaryota; Metazoa; Chordata; Actinopteri; Perciformes; Anoplopomatidae. Bases 98 to 904 code for a protein of 268 amino acids. Gene Ontology annotation, cellular component: nucleus. The transcript has 4 exons.
CGUCAUCACUCCGCGCCUGUGAGCAAAUGGCAUGCAGCCUGAACCCGCAUGAGUGUGGUAAACAUUAGACCUUUUCCUGGUAGCAAAUUAAAGUGAAAUGGCCCCCACAGAUCAGAAAAUGAAGAAUAAGAAGUUUACACCCAAAGAAGGAAACUGGAAUAAAUCUAAACACAACCAGCAGGGUGUGAAGCAGAAGAGGAAAUGGAUCCCUGAUCAAAAAGUGUAUGAAGGAAGUGUUAAGGAAGGUCAGGGGUUUGCUUUAAAGAGGAAGGAAAAGGUCAAACAUGAGUACAACAAGCUGCUGCGGAAGGAGAGGAGGAAACAACCAGAGUCCAAAGCUCUGUACAGGGAGGAGUACCCUGAACACCUCAAGCAUCUGUACAUGGCCGAGGCGCAGAAACUGAGGGACGAAGCCUGGACCAAUAGAAUGAACAGGAGUAAACUGAGAAUCAAAGGGCAGGAGAAAGAGGAAGAGAUGGGAGAAGCUGCUGCUGCUGCUGAUCCUGCUGCUGCUGAUGCUGCUGCUGCUGCUGCUGCUGAGCCAGAUCCAGAAGUUACUGGUGGAUCUGAGCAGACGGAUUCUGGCACUGGGAAUCCUGAACCAAGUGCAGCCACAGAUAAAGACGGUCUUCCGAUGAGCAACCGCAUGAGGAAAAAAGUGCUGAAGAAGACCUCCUACCAGAAGACAAAAGAGGACUUUGAGGCAAUCACAGAAAAACGGAGACAGAAGAAAGAGGAGUAUCAGAAAAACAGCCAGCAGCGAGAAGAAGCCAUUCAGAAGUACAAACAGAAAAAGAUGGACACGUUUCAGAUGCUGAGCAAAAAGACCAAGAAAGGACAGCCCAAUCUGAACCUCCAAAUGGAGUAUUUGCUUCAAAAGAUCACCCAAGGAACUGAAAAAUGACUCCCAAGACAGAGCUGAUACUGGAGAAUUAUUGGGAAAAGAAUGGACCUUUACUUUUAUUUGAUGAUAACCCAAGGACAAUCAAAGAUUUUGCUUUUCAUACAAAAUAAAUGCUGUUAUUUUUCAGUAUUUUGCCUCUGAAAAACAAAUAAAGAGGCUAAUUUUAAUCUCAGACCACAAGAUGGCGUUAUAAGACACAAAGAUAUGAGAAAACAUGCUCAUGUAUGACUUUUAUUUAUCAAUAAAUGUUUUAGCUUCCUGAAAA